CAAAGACGACUUCAAAAGAUGGCAGCUCCUUUGAAGGUGGUCAUAGUUGGUGCAGGACUAGGCGGGCUUGCUGCAGCUAUUGCUUGUCGACACGGAGACUUGGAGGUCACUAUCUUGGAACGGGCUGCCAAGAUUGGUAACGUCGGUGCUGGCAUUCAGAUACCUCCCAACAGUUCGAAGACUUUAAAACGGCUGGGCGUACUCUCGCAGAUUGAAGAAUCGGCGACUGCGUUGGAGUCUUUUGAUGUCAGGAGGUAUGCCGAUGGGUCGCUUCUUGUUCGCAAGCCCUUGGGAGAAACGUCGAUCAGGUUGUUUGGUGAGCAGUGGAGGGUUAUUCACCGGGAGGACUACCACGCCAUCUUGCUAAAUGAAGCCACGCGAUUAGGUGCUAAACUACAGCUCGAUGCUCAAGUUGAGAAGGUCAACGCCUCAGGAACUGAGUUGACCAUGAAAGACGGCUCGACUCUGCGGGCUGAUGUGGUCAUUGGAGCUGAUGGGCUUUGGUCGUCCUUGCGUGAGAGCAUCAUGAACAAACCAUCUCCGCCCACUGAAUAUGGGGAUCUUGCAUAUCGUGCCACUUUCAGCCGCUCACAGCUCGAAGCGCUGAACGACCCCAGUGUUGAAGAGAUGUGUGCCGAGAAGCGCGCUGUUCUGUGGCUAGGUCCGGACAAGCACUGCAUCUUUUACCCGAUUCGCGCAGGUAGUGCCUUCAAUCUGGUUCUGCUACGACCAGAUGAUCUUCCAACGGGUACAAGAACCGCUGAAGGGGACAUUUCAGAGAUGAGGGCGACGUUCGAUGAUUGGGAUCCGACGCUCAAGGCACUAAUAUCGUGCAUUCCUUCCGUACUCAAGUGGAAGUUGAUGCACCAUGAGGAGCUGGAGACGUGGGUCCAGGGCAACGCAGUACUGUUGGGCGACGCAUGCCAUCCGACGCUGCCAUAUCAAGCCCAAGGAGCAGCUAUGGCUGUAGAAGACGGCGCCGUUCUUGGAUACCUCCUCAGCGUAUAUCAGAGAGAUUUGCAAGCUGAAGACGGAAAGCUUCACGCCGAACCGAUAACGUCGGUACUCAAGCUCUACGAGAAAAUGCGUAAGAGACGGACUACUUUGAAUGUCGCAGGCGCAGACCAGAACAGGAUUUUCUACCACAUGCAUGAUGGACCAGAGCAGCAAGAACGUGACGCUGAAAUGGCUGGUUUUGAUUUCGAGAAGGGGAGGUCCUCUCACGGUUGGCUGGACUCGGAAUACAACAAGGACCUCCUGGGCUACGAUGCGGUUGAGGAUGCUGCUGCAGUUUACCGGCAAUGGCGUACACCUACGGCUUCGCAGGAUGCUCCAUUCGGGAAGACUGUUCAAGUGCGCUGAGGGGAGUACAGCGCGUCCAUACACGCAAGCUAAGACCAAUCAGACGUCGAUUGAGAGCGGAGACUGCGCUGCCAAGACGGCGCUUGCUGUGAGAAUACAGGCGGUUUGUGCUUCAUGAAGGUUUCUUGCAUGUAUCUGACCCGGAGUAGAUAGCCGCUCAGUCCACCAGGCG
Cercospora beticola is the source of this 1534-nucleotide messenger RNA. RefSeq lists its product as uncharacterized. Lineage: Eukaryota; Fungi; Ascomycota; Dothideomycetes; Mycosphaerellales; Mycosphaerellaceae. Gene Ontology annotation, molecular function: monooxygenase activity; FAD binding. The record is from RefSeq and is a predicted model, not a curated record.